AGUUUUGAAGCGGUAUAAUAUGUUGAAAAUUAAACAUGAAAACGUUGAAACGGAUGUCAUUGAACCUCAACCGUUAGAUGUACAGUUCAUAAACAAUGGAGUUUCUACAACAAAGGAGUAUUUGGUAAAGAAUGUAGGCGACAAUACUUAUGAAGUUGAUGAGCGUUAUAAUAUAGCCAACAUUAAACACGAAACUGACGAAUUGGUGGACGAAACACAGCCAGACAUAAUUUGCAACGUGUGUUUGCAGUCGUUUACUUCUGAAAGGAAACUGAACCGUCAUGUAACAUCAUCACACAAUUGCAUUUCUAAUACCAAGGGUUAUUUGAUAAAGAAAGAAAUCGAAAAUACUUAUGGAAUUCAUUACCCGUGUAAACCGACCGAUUCUUCAAAUAAUACAAAACCCAUAGAUUGCAGUUUUAUUGAAACUAUAAAGAACAAUUCAGAGAAAAGUAUAUACAAAAUACGUCAGUUCGACUGCAAUAUAUGUCAAAAAAGGUUUACAACCAAAAGUAAAAUAAUCCGGCAUAUUGUGAAAUCGCAUUCCAGUACUUCCAUUGGAAAGAAAGCGCCUCGAAAAAAUAAAGUCGAUCAUCGAAACAGCAGAAUAAAAGGGUAUACUCGAAACAAUGAUGGCCUAUUUAAUUGUGGCAUUUGUUUAAAAAUGUUAUCAUCAAAAUCAAGCCUGAGAAAACAUUGGCGCAUUCAUACGGACGAUAAGCCCUUUAAAUGCAAUGUCUGUGAAAAAACAUUCAGUCAACAAAUUAAUCUGGAGACACAUGCACGUAUACAUACCGGAGAGAAAUCCUUUAGAUGCAAUUUCUGUGAAAAAACAUUUGGUCGACAAACUACCCUCAAAGUUCAUGAAAGGAUACAUACCAGAGAAAAACCCUAUAAAUGUAAUAUCUGUGAAAAAACAUUUCGUCACUGGUCUUCACUCAAAACUCAUAAAAGGAUACAUACCGGCGAGAAACCUUUUAAAUGCGAUGUCUGCGAAAAAACUUUUGGUCGACAGUCUUACCUGAAAACUCAUAAAAGGAUGCAUACUGGCCAGAAACCCUUUAAAUGCGAUGUCUGCGAAAAAAGAUUUGGUCAAAGAUCUGCCCUCAAAACUCAUGAACGCAUACAUAUUGGUGGGGUACGAUAUAAAUGCUUCGUCUGUGAAAAAUCGUUUGGUCGCCAAGAUAAUCUCAAAAGGCAUCAAGCAAAAGCACACGACUAAAGCCUUUACAUACCUCAUAUUAUACCUUUCAUGACUAUUUGGCUGUUUUGAAAUAGUUUUGAUAACGAUUUUUUAUUAUUUUGCUUUUUAUUUCACCUACGAAUUAAUGAUAAACGAGUAUACUUACAAAUUUUUUUUGAUAGUUUUUUAAUGUUCACUAUCGUUCAACUGAUCAUUAAUUUGACGUUUUCUAUUUGACUUAUAAUUCUUUUAACAGACUAAAUACAUUAUUUAGUUCCAUAAUACACUUGAAAAAUAGUAGAUAAUAUUGUU
Adelges cooleyi (spruce gall adelgid) is the source of this 1495-nucleotide messenger RNA. RefSeq names its product zinc finger protein 761-like. Gene Ontology annotation, biological process: regulation of transcription by RNA polymerase II. The transcript has 3 exons. Lineage: Eukaryota; Metazoa; Arthropoda; Insecta; Hemiptera; Adelgidae. Gene Ontology annotation, molecular function: RNA polymerase II cis-regulatory region sequence-specific DNA binding; DNA-binding transcription factor activity. The coding region runs from base 20 to 1222 and encodes 400 amino acids. The record is from RefSeq and is a predicted model, not a curated record.